Cynara cardunculus var. scolymus (artichoke) is the source of this 927-nucleotide messenger RNA. RefSeq names its product NAC domain-containing protein 90-like. The record is from RefSeq and is a predicted model, not a curated record. Gene Ontology annotation, biological process: regulation of DNA-templated transcription. The transcript has 3 exons. Gene Ontology annotation, molecular function: DNA binding. Lineage: Eukaryota; Viridiplantae; Streptophyta; Magnoliopsida; Asterales; Asteraceae. The coding region runs from base 151 to 918 and encodes 255 amino acids.
UUCACCAUGCAUCCAUAGUGUUCGACUGUUCAUUGCAGUCACAGUUUCAUAACUUGAGAGAGUUAGCUUUGUCUUGUUAAAUUCGAGUCUAGUUUCGCUUUGCCGAUUAACACAUAAGAGACGGAAUCAAGAUCGAUCACAGAGAGAGAGAUGGAAGGAGGGAUGGUGACACCAGGGUUUAGGUUCUACCCAACAGAAGAAGAGUUGAUAACGUUCUAUUUGAAGCAUACGAUUGAAGGGACUCCAAGAUUGCUACAAGCUAUCAACCGAGUCAUACCCCAUCUUCAUGUUUAUGAUUUCUAUCCAUGGGAUCUCCCUCAAUAUGCAGGAGAGCUAUGUAAAGGAGAUCCGGAGCAAUGGUUCUUUUUCAUUCCUAGACAAGAGAAAGAAACAAGAGGAGGGCGGACAUCCCGUCUUACGAAAUCUGGCUACUGGAAGGCCACUGGAUCUCCAAGUGUCGUCUACUCUUCUGGUAAUCGACGUAUUGCAAUCAAGAGAACCAUGGUUUUCUAUAACGGUAGAGCUCCCACCGGAAAGAAAACCAAAUGGAAAAUGAACGAAUACAAGGCUUUUCAAGAAGAAGUCUCCUCAACAACUAAACCUAAAAUCAAGUUGAUGCAAGAAUUAAGCAUAUGCCGAGUGUAUAUAAAAUCAAAUUGUUUGAGGGCAUUUGACAGAAGACCAUCAGGAGUCGUGGUUACGGAGCCAAGACCAAUUCAGCAAAGCUUACACAACAACGAUCAUCAUGCAACCACAUUAACUUAUAGCAACCAUCGAGCGGCAAUAGAGAGGACAAUAUGUUCAUCUGAUAAUAACUACAACUCGUCACAAGAUCAUACGAGUAGCUCUGGCCUUAUGAGGGAGUUUGAUGAUCAACCUUUGUGGGAUUGGGAAGAACAUUAUUAUAGUUUGUUAUAAGUUCUUGCA